Neocloeon triangulifer is the source of this 1428-nucleotide messenger RNA. Its product is annotated as choline/ethanolamine kinase. Gene Ontology annotation, biological process: CDP-choline pathway; phosphatidylethanolamine biosynthetic process. Gene Ontology annotation, molecular function: ethanolamine kinase activity; choline kinase activity. The transcript has 5 exons. The record is from RefSeq and is a predicted model, not a curated record. NCBI's taxonomy places the organism in Eukaryota, Metazoa, Arthropoda, Insecta, Ephemeroptera, Baetidae. Gene Ontology annotation, cellular component: cytoplasm. Bases 145 to 1248 code for a protein of 367 amino acids.
ACACACCUCCACAUCAGCUUAUUUCUAAAAUUAUUGACUGACUGAAACAAAUGGGUGGCCCCUAGCUGGUUAGGCCACACUUUGGAGCACGAGGCGCGACGGCCGACGACAGCAACUUCACUCGCACUUGCCGCGUCGCCACGAAUGGACAACGACAACCAGCAGCAAAAGCACGAGGAGGUCCAGCAAAGGGCCUUCCUGCUCUGCAAGGAAUACCUGCACGGCGUCUGGAACUCCAUCUCUCAAAAUGACAUGCACAUCAAGAAGAUCAGCGGUGGCCUGUCGAACCUGCUCUACCUUUGCUCCCUGCCGGCCGAGGUCAGCCCUUCGGGCAACGAGCCGUCCUGUGUGCUGCUGCGUCUGUAUGGGCAGGUGCGCGGCGAGACUGAAGAGGCCCUGGCCGGACUUUUGACAGAGGCUGUCAUCUUCACUCUGCUCUCUGAAAAGCAAAGGGGACCCCGGUUGCUGGGCGUUUUCCCCGGAGGGCGUCUAGAAGAAUAUAUUCCUGCGCGACCGCUGCUUACCAGGGAGCUGCAGGAUUCGAGACUGAGCGGGAUGAUUGCGGCUAAGUUGGCGCAGAUUCAUGCCAUGGAUGUGCCCAUCAACAAACACCCGCACUGGCUGUGGAAUACAAUGAACCGGUGGCUGGAAAACAUCCUCGAGAUGAAGCCCAGCCUGACAAAGCCGGCCGAGGCUGCCAUGUUGUCCGACUUCCUUGCCUGUGAUCUCGAGCAGGAAAUGCGUUGGCUCAAGCGAGAGUUGGAAGACGUUGAGUCACCAGCAGUUUUCUGUCACAAUGAUCUACAAGAAGGAAACAUUCUUCUGCGCGAGCUUGACCAAGAGGUGGUGGUGAUCGACUUUGAGUACAGCGCCUACAACUACCGCGGUUUCGAUAUCGCCAACCACAUGUGCGAGUGGGUCUUUGACUACACCUGUCCGCACCCCCCUUACUUCACAGCCAACCACCAGAACUACCCUUCUCUACAGCAACAGCAGUUCUUUGCUCGAAAGUACUUGGAGGCGCUGCCCGAGUCCGAGGGUUCUUGCACUGACGAGGAAGUGGAGCAGUUGCUCACCGAAGCCAGGAUUUUCACACUCGCCUCACACUUUUUCUGGGCCCUCUGGAGUGUUGUCAACGGAGCCGUCUCCACAAUUCCUUUUGACUACUGGGUCUAUGGGAAGGCAAGGUUUGAGGCUUAUUACAAACACAAGCAUCACCUUAUCAACACACAACAGGUGAACCCUUGACGAUCUGUGGAUAUCGACCCAUCAGCAAUUCCCUAUAUAAUAGGCAAAAGGCGUACCCCAAUUGCACGUUAGUUGUCAAUUUAAACAGGCAAAGACUGAAAAAUGUUGAUUGAAGUCUUACUUGCGUAUUAUGCUGGCAUUACACAAGAGUUUUAAGAUCAUGAUUUCACUUAUUUCAUU